CAACGUUUCAACCAACGUAUUAAUCCGUGCGCUCUUCUAAGAUAAACCUGAUGUUUAUAUUCAAUUGAUCAGUGUUCUCGUGGUUGAAGUGGAUUAAAAUAUAUGCGAAUAUGGACGGACAAUGCAUAGGCAAGGGAUUACGUAUGAUACAAGUGCGUGUACUUCAUUUGGAUGACAGUAUACAUACUUUUCAAAUCUCGGGUCAUGCAUUAGGUGAGGAGUUGUUCGCAAUAGUUGUCGAUCGAUUUCGAUUGCUCGAAGCUGAUUAUUUCGACCUGGAAUAUGUUAACGAUGAAGGAAUGAGAUUUUUCCCUACUGAAAGUCAUUUCACCUAAAUUAUUUAUGAUAGAUUUUUCUGGAGAAAAAAAAUCCCUCUCUGCCUGGCUUUCUGCAGACAAACACACAAAAUGUCAGUCCAUAGUAGCAUUGUUGCCAUACGCGAUAAUGGGGCGGAAUAAGUAAAUGAAAGUUUCUUUCAUUUGAUUUCCCCUUUGUUUCAUAGUGAAAUGUAAGAGACAUUCCGUGAAAUAAAUGUAAUAGACCAGUAUCCCGUGAAAUAUAUGUUUUCGAAUUGAA
Messenger RNA from Heterobilharzia americana, 576 nucleotides. NCBI's taxonomy places the organism in Eukaryota, Metazoa, Platyhelminthes, Trematoda, Strigeidida, Schistosomatidae. The record is from the annotation of a GenBank genome assembly.